This is a messenger RNA of Lipotes vexillifer (Yangtze River dolphin), 1596 nucleotides long. RefSeq names its product trafficking protein particle complex subunit 2 (gene TRAPPC2). NCBI's taxonomy places the organism in Eukaryota, Metazoa, Chordata, Mammalia, Artiodactyla, Lipotidae. The record is from RefSeq and is a predicted model, not a curated record. The transcript has 5 exons. The coding region runs from base 127 to 549 and encodes 140 amino acids. Gene Ontology annotation, biological process: endoplasmic reticulum to Golgi vesicle-mediated transport.
GAGUCUCGCGAGGGCUGCUUGAGAAGUCCCUACGGAAGCUGCGGAACGCGGGUUUCGGCCGCGGGAACUGACUGGGCGUUUCUGUUCCCGGCGUCUCGCCGCAGGAGCUAAUAUAUAUUGAAGACAAUGUCUGGAAGCUUCUACUUUGUCAUUGUUGGUCACCAUGAUAAUCCAGUUUUUGAAAUGGAGUUUUUGCCAGCUGGAAAAGCAGAAUCCAAAGAUGAUCACCGCCAUCUGAACCAGUUCAUAGCUCACGCGGCUCUCGACCUCGUAGAUGAGAACAUGUGGCUGUCAAACAACAUGUACUUGAAGACGGUGGACAAGUUCAAUGAGUGGUUUGUUUCAGCAUUCGUCACUGCGGGUCAUAUGAGAUUUAUUAUGCUGCAUGACAUCAGGCAAGAAGACGGGAUAAAGAACUUCUUUACUGAUGUCUAUGAUUUAUAUAUAAAGUUUGCAAUGAAUCCAUUUUAUGAACCCAAUUCUCCUAUUCGAUCAAGCGCAUUUGACAGAAAAGUUCAGUUCCUUGGGAAGAAACACCUUUUAAGCUGAAUGCAAAAAAUUCAGAAGUAAACAGUGUCACUACAAUGGGGUGUACUCAGGAAUGUGUACAUUGUAAGUAACUUGAUUAAACAGCAUGGAAAAAUUUUAGUUGUAGUCUCAAUUUAUCUCAACCUAAUGAAAUUGCUUUUAUAUUUAAAAAUAGCAUAUUCAGUUUCUUAUGAUUAUCAACAGAUUGUUAUUUGCUUGUGAACAGUGUUAUUUAUGAAGAGCUCUUUAUCAGUAAGCUUGAAGUAUUUUUAUUUUAAAAAUUGAGAAUAAGCUUUGACUUUCCUCAUUCAGAUAGCUUGAUCUUGUUGUAACGGUCCAGAACCAAAUGUCAUGGUCAAGAUUUGGUAGGCAGAUUUAAACCCAAAAGCUUCUGCAGUAGGGAAUGAAGUUGAUAGCACAUACAUGGGUUCAUCUAUACAUCUAGAGAUGUUAUGAAAAGGUAUAGGUAGUAUACACAGUAGUAUAUGUACACUAAGAAGCCAAGAAGCCAGAACAGACAGCUUUGCAGUGCCAAAUGCCACAGGUCUGCCCCUGUCGGAGACUAGGAACAGUGAUCCUGCUGUAAUCCUAGAAUCCUGGAUCCAUGUUUGUCAAGUGGGAGGCUAGGACCAAAGUGACAGGUUAUGUUCUUAUGUUUCCUUUCCCUCAGACAGUAAACUAAAGAUUAAGUGAACCCGUUGAUAGCUGUACUAGUAAACAGUUGUAAGGCAGUUUUAGAAUUGUAAACAAAGAAAAGCUUGCAUCACAGUAACACUUGCCCUCUUGGCCAUCUUGGCCACUUAGGCUGUAUACCGGAGGGGGCAGGAGUGGCCUCUUUUUUGUACUGUAAGAGCGUGGGAUCUUACAGUAAACCAGUAAAUGUCCAUUGAAAAGCAAGUAAUAUAACCGCGUAUUUUCUGUGCUAAUUGUGAGCACCUGAAGAAUUUUGUUCCAUUCUGGAUAACCUGAGCAAGUAAUUCUAAGUUUGGUCCUGUAUCUUUGUGUGAAGUUGCUAGCAUAAUUUUUUACCAUAUUUAUUUGAUUUCCUAAAUAAAGAUGUUUGUCCAA